AUGGCUGGAGAACAAAUGAAGUACCCAUAUUCUCUGGCUGCAAAAUUUAGACGAUUUCCAUUUCAUCAUUAUUUCUUUGUAUCCAAGCAUGGUUGGUUAUUACGAUAUUGGACACUUGGCAUAUUAAUUUGUUUACCUAUUUACUAUAAAAUCCAAAAAGCAAGUAAGUACAAUGAGUUUGAGAACCUCAUUUGAAAUUGUUUAUAUAUUCAUGCUUAUAGACAUAGUAGAGACAUUAGUGUGACUAAUAUCUUUUUGUUUUUACAUUACAGGUUUUAAUCCAGCAAAUGUGGAAAAGUGGAGAAAAAUUCACGAAAAACAAUUCUCUGGAGAAAUGCAUCAUUAA
This is a messenger RNA of Heterotrigona itama, 346 nucleotides long. The record is from the annotation of a GenBank genome assembly. NCBI's taxonomy places the organism in Eukaryota, Metazoa, Arthropoda, Insecta, Hymenoptera, Apidae.